UAUAAAUUAAACUAGCAUCCAAUCUGUCGAAUAGUUGUUCAUUCUCUUCGGAUAUGAACUGUGUGAGAAAAUAUCAAACACUCGGUUACUUUAACUGAUUGUUGAACGUGUCUACUCGUGAAUUUCAUUCCAAUCGCAAUACAGAAUCUACAGUUUGUCGUUCAACGCGCCACAGGAAAGAAAGGGGAAACAUUCUGUAAUAAUUUGUCUCUGGAAUAACUCUCAGAAAACGGACGCAUUGGAUUCGUACAGGAUGAACGCGAUGUCCCACCUGUAUCCCGUCACGGAGAAGGGGACACGGAAGCCUAAAUGCGCGCGCUGCCGGAACCACGGCAUGGUCUCUUGGCUGAAGGGACACAAGCGGCACUGCGAGUUCAAGGACUGCACGUGCGCCAAGUGCAACCUGAUCGCAGAGCGCCAGCGCGUGAUGGCGGCCCAGGUCGCGCUAAAACGUCAGCAGGCAACCGAGGACGCCAUCGCGCUGGGGAUCCGCGCGUGCGCGCAUGACGGUGGCGUACCGAUCAUGACCCAGGGACCGCUAUGGGGACCGGGCACGGUCCAUCCGCCGGAAACGAACAAGGAGAGAGAGGAGCGGAUGAACAGGGAAAAUAUCAUGCGAAAUCAUACAGAUAGCAAUUCAGAAGAUAAUGCAGACGACGACAUCAGCGUCUCUGAUGACGACGACUCCAGAUCGUCUCAACCGGAAGAGACGCAAUCGCGUCUCCUCACAUCCACGCCGAUAUCUCCGACGGAAACACUCAAGCGCUUGACCGACCAACCAUUUGACAAAGAAGGUGUAUGUUCCAAAUCAGGGGUCAUGAAACCGGCCGCGUAUGCACCUGGACGCCUCUCGAAUUUGGACAUUCUCGAGCGAGUGUUUCCCCUUCACCGGAAGUCAGUUCUUGAACUGGUUUUACAAGGUUGUAAUGGGGAUCUAGUGAAAGCCAUCGAGCAGUUCCUUUCGGCCCAGGAUACGCUAGAAGCCAGAGGAAAGCCGGAAUACAGCGCGAAGCCGGCGCUAAGGUACCACCCUUACUCAAGCGGUUCGAACUGGAUUCAUGGAUCAAGCAACCACUACGGGUCUUCACUGCCAACCACUUUCGAUAUGAAGUCAGCGUUCAAACCUCUACCACUACCUCCUAUUUCCGGUCUUCACUCGGCUUUCCUUUCCGGUUAUCCACAGUUGUCGUCUGCAUCACCGCUUAUGUCAUCAUUUAGCGCAGGACAGUACUCGGCACCCAAUUUUGGACUACCGCUGUCACACGGGUCUUAUUCCGGGCUCCAUGGUUACACUGGACUGUUCGGCUCGCCGUUUUCCAUUUUGCCGUAUAGGGCGAACGAGGCUAGAGACAUGACAAAAGCUGUCGACAGGGAACCACUUGCUCUUGAAAACAAACCGUGACGAAAUUUGAAUACAUUUGUAUAGUUUAAACAAAAAUAUUUAUGUUAAUGUAAAUUAUUGUUCAUCCUCGGGCGAUCUGCUCUUGACAUACAUGGCUUUACUCGUUCGCGUUAUGAGUUUUAUUAGUUUUUGAAAAAUUAUACUAAAAAUGAAUAGUUGUUAUUUAUGAGAUGUAUAUAUUCUGUUCACGCUAUAAUAAAAUAUUAAUCGUU
This is a messenger RNA of Dreissena polymorpha, 1614 nucleotides long. Its product is annotated as doublesex- and mab-3-related transcription factor A2-like. Gene Ontology annotation, cellular component: nucleus. Gene Ontology annotation, molecular function: protein binding; DNA-binding transcription factor activity, RNA polymerase II-specific; RNA polymerase II cis-regulatory region sequence-specific DNA binding. The record is from RefSeq and is a predicted model, not a curated record. Bases 254 to 1402 code for a protein of 382 amino acids. Gene Ontology annotation, biological process: regulation of transcription by RNA polymerase II; sex differentiation. The transcript has 2 exons. NCBI's taxonomy places the organism in Eukaryota, Metazoa, Mollusca, Bivalvia, Myida, Dreissenidae.